Cyclospora cayetanensis is the source of this 1101-nucleotide messenger RNA. Its product is annotated as putative cyclin-dependent serine/threonine-protein kinase DDB_G0272797/DDB_G0274007. Bases 1 to 1101 code for a protein of 366 amino acids. The transcript has 3 exons. Lineage: Eukaryota; Apicomplexa; Conoidasida; Eucoccidiorida; Eimeriidae. The record is from RefSeq and is a predicted model, not a curated record.
AUGGCGGCAAGAUCACCAGCAGCAGGAAGAAGGUCAAGACUUUCUGCCGCCAUCACCCCAGAGCAGCCGCAGAAACUUCCUGAUGUUCAACAUGCAAUAGAAGGAGUUCAGUCUCAGGACAAGGCUCAGAACGGGCAGCCGCUUCAGCAGACAAGCAACAACACGGCGAUCGCCACUGAGAGCCAGCUGCAGGAGCUGCAGCAGAAACUGCAUCAGCUGCAGCAACAGCAGCAAACACUGCAAGUCCUAAUAAAACAGCAGCACCCAGUGCACCAGCCCAUGCCCUUAAGCGCAGCACGGCAGCCGCACCAACAACAACAGCAGCAGCAGCAGCACCAACAACAACAACAGCAGCAGCAGCAGCACCAACAACAACAACAGCAGCAGCAGCAGCAGCUUUUCCAGCAGGCGGGUCAGCCUGCGUUGCCGUCGGCGGCUUUAGUUGCUCUUUCAACUGCCGUUCGGCUUCCGCAGACGCAGCAACAGCAGCAGCAACAGCAGCAACAGCAGCAGCAGAGACUCCACCAGCAACAGCAGCAGCAGUUGAUGCAACAGCAGCAGCAGUUGAUGCAACAGCAGCAGCAGUUGAUCCAACAGCAGCAAGAUGCGCAACGGGAGCUGCGCCGCCAGCAACUGUGUCUCAUACAGCUGGAGCAGCAGAGGCUACAGGUAAAGGGCCGAAAGCUGACGAAUCAAGCAAGUGCACUGUUGCAACAAGAAAUCCCACAACAACAACCCCACGUGGUGGUGGUCCGUCGACCUGCAGGCGCAUGCGCCUUGGAUUUCCAGCAGCCCCAUGGCGAUGCAUGCACCGUCAACACCAUCACAGGGGCAGGAGAUGCAGCAGCUGCACCCUUGGCGGCGCGAUCUGACAGCACCACCUCCAUUUCUCGCAGGGGCUCCGCUUACAGGCGCAGUGCAGUUGGCUCUGCUGGUCAAUCAGCUGUUUGCAUAGAAGGGAUGUUAUUGCACAGCUCAGCCUUGAGGGGCGGCGUAUAUAGUCAUCAGAGGGAUGCUGGUGUACCUGCUGUAGCGGCUAGGCCUGCCCCUGCUCAUGCAGAAACCUCGAAUAGAUUUUUGUGUGUCUACUACUUGUUUUGA